AUGCAGGGCCAUGAGGCAUCGGGCCCCGGUGCGCUCGCAGGCCUACCUUCUACCCUCAGAACGGUGAUAGGCAGCCCGACGACGUCACCGCUCGGCUUCGUUUCUUCAACCAUGUCUUCUAUACAGACCUCAUCAUCUUUGUCGCGACAACAGAUCGAAUCGAACCUGCAAUAUGUGCUUAAGACUCUGUCGUCGGAAUAUGUCAGUGAGCGCUUGGUCGAUUCCGGUGGCAACUCGUCCGGCUCGACCGGCUCAACCACCAAAGGCGUCCUGAUUGGGCUGUUCUCAGCUUUUGGCUCGGCUGCGAUCGCAUUGAUGAUUCUAGCGAUCUUCUUUUUCUUCAAAUAUACCAAUCGCGGCCGGAUUAUGCUCGAUCGGAUGGGACGCCCGGGCGAGUACGACGAUGAACAAUCAUUUGCGCGGGAAGAGGAAGCCGCUUUGGAGGGUAUGGAUGAUUUGUCACGGUCGGAAUAUCUACGAGCAAAAGCUUUCGUUCAAGCCAAUCCUCCCGAAUCUAUGCAAACCGACAUUUCCCUGUCACAAUUCCUGGCCAUACAAGAAAAGGGUGUCUCAGCAUGGGAAUUCCAGGCUGAGCUGGAGAUUGCCAACUGUUUUGUGGAAGGUCGCACAGAGAUUGAGUUCUUUGAUUCAGAGUGCAGUGUGCAGACCAAUCUGCCCGUCCCCAAGCAGAACGAGGUCUAUUACUGGGAGGCCAAGAUUUACGACAAGCCGGAGUCAACCAUGAUUGGUGUCGGCUUCACCACCAAGCCUUAUCCUCUUUUCCGACUUCCUGGUAUGCACAUUAUUGUUCCUCGUUUCAAUGGGUCCUUCAAAAAUCUAACUAGCUCGUUAGGCUUCCACAAAAUCUCUGUUGCCUACCAAUCCACCGGCCAUCGCAGACAUAAUCAACCCUUUGCUCCAUCCCCAUAUGGACCUCCACUUCUCCAAGGCGACGUGAUCGGCGUCGGAUACCGCCCCAGAUCAGGCACGAUCUUCUUUACCCGAAAUGGCAAGAAAUUAGAGGAUGUGGCCCACAAUUAUCGCAACCAGAAUCUAUUUCCGACCGUCGGCGCGAAUGGCCCCUGCAGCGUACAUGUCAAUUUUGGACAAAUGGGCUUCGUAUUCAUCGAAGCUAAUGUUAAGAAAUGGGGUUUAGCCCCCAUGACUGGCAGCCUCGCCCCGCCCCCACCUUAUGGCAGUGAACAUGGCAGUAUUCUGCUUGAGUCUGGGCGCGAAAGCGCUGCCACAAUCUCACAGCGCGUUUAUCAAGCCCACACGGCAAGAAGCUCCAGCAUCGGAUUUCCCCAGGCAGUCAGCCCGGGUCCGAUUCGCUCCCCGACUGAUAUUUCCCUUGCUCAAUUGACCCACAUCCCCUCUCACGAAGAUGCCGGUGAGGGAUCCAGUCGGAUUGCCGAUGGCGACGAUAGUGUCAAUAUUGGACAUCCAUUGCCUGGCGUUCCUGAUGAAGAUGGAGUUCUGCCUCCAGAGUACUCAAGUCCUGGGAGCAGUCGCAGGGGUAGCGACGCUUCCAUGGAAUUCCCGCCCCAAGUCACUGAUAAUGAUAAUUUCGGUCCUCCACUGGAUUCUGUUGAGCACCAAUAUCAAAAUCAAAACCUACCGAGCUACCAAGCGGUGGUAGAUCGGGACUCCAGCAAUCACGAGUAA
This is a messenger RNA of Penicillium verhagenii, 1665 nucleotides long. RefSeq names its product SSH4 family protein. The record is from RefSeq and is a predicted model, not a curated record. The coding region runs from base 1 to 1665 and encodes 554 amino acids. The transcript has 2 exons. Lineage: Eukaryota; Fungi; Ascomycota; Eurotiomycetes; Eurotiales; Aspergillaceae. Gene Ontology annotation, molecular function: protein binding.